AUGAUCGAUAACGGUUUAGUUGUGAGAUGUCACGCAAGUGUUCAGGUAGUCUACGGCGGCACUGGCUCCCCGACCGGUGACGAGCAUCGCAAUAUGUCCGAGAAGGUUCAGAAUAUGGCUUCCGCGAUUUACCGGGAAUUCGAGCUCAUGAUCCAAAAAUAUGGCGAAGAUGGAGUCAAGGCAAGUCAGAACUAUUGCAUGGUAAUCAAAUUAUUGUUGCAGACCUUAAUGCCGCUGGUUGUGAACGUGCUAGAGGCACUAGAUCUUGCAUUUCUGGAACGUGAAGAGGCAGCAGUUGAUCAGGAAAUGCUCAAAGAAGAUAACGAACAGCUCGUCACGCAAUAUGAAAGGGAAAAACAGUUGCGAAGACAGGCUGAACAGAAGUACAUGGAAAUUGAAGACAACCUCAUCGGUCAGAACAAAGAGUUGGAGGCGAAAAUUGAAUCUCUUGAAUCAAUCAUGAGAAUGCUAGAACUGAAAGCCAAGAAUGCUUCUGACCAUGCGUCACGGCUCGAGGAACGCGAAGCUGACCAGAAAGCUGAAUUCGAUCGUUUGCAUGAAAGGUUUGUAAUCAUUGAGGAUUUUUGCUUUAUUGUCUGUUUGGUCAAUUGCUACUGCUUGUCGAGUGAAUACCCGGUUUGA
This is a messenger RNA of Cooperia oncophora, 642 nucleotides long. The record is from the annotation of a GenBank genome assembly. NCBI's taxonomy places the organism in Eukaryota, Metazoa, Nematoda, Chromadorea, Rhabditida, Trichostrongylidae.